This is a messenger RNA of Eriocheir sinensis (Chinese mitten crab), 1787 nucleotides long. RefSeq lists its product as uncharacterized. The record is from RefSeq and is a predicted model, not a curated record. The transcript has 2 exons. Lineage: Eukaryota; Metazoa; Arthropoda; Malacostraca; Decapoda; Varunidae. Gene Ontology annotation, molecular function: RNA binding. Bases 91 to 1710 code for a protein of 539 amino acids.
CGUGCAAGGGGCGGCGGCCGCCACCAGCUCAUUCUGUUGUAACUGCCGCCGCCUCGUUCACCAUAACAUUUGUCAAACAUUUACAAUUAAAUGAAGACAAAAGUAGUGAACGAGAUGUUCCCUAAAGCCCGCAGCAAAGACAUCCGACGCGCCGUGCUCGGCACCUGCGUCGUGCUGGCCGCCGACGGCGGCGCCAGCGGUGGGGCGCGGCCCCGCAAGGUGACCAUCACCCUUUGCCGGCGUCGGGGGUGCUGGCGAGCCCUCAGCUCGCGGGGGGUGGCCGUCUUCGCCUUCCCGGAGGCGUCCGGCCCCACCUCCCUCACUGCCCCGCUGGACCUGGAGUACCUCUUCAGGUGCAGCGGGAAACCAGACGCCGAAGCCACGCAGGUCAAGAUCUGUGUGGCGUACCGCCGCGGUGCAACUCGCAAGGCCCGCGUUAGCCUCGAAGAGUUCCUGGAGGCGCUGCUGGAUGGAGUCCGACCUGGCAGCUUCUUCCUGUACAUCUACGAUGACAAGGUCGGCCUUCAGCUGGCCAGUCAGCAAUUCCAGGGCCUUCCCACAACAUGGCCACUGGAACAGAAGCCCGGCAAGGGAAAGAUGGCCAUGCAUACUGAUGGAAACACUGACGCCGCCUACAACGAAUGGAAGCUUUACCUGGAAAAGGUGUUUGCGGUGGAAGACGAUGAAGAGAACACCGACAACGAUGAAGACACCCACAACGAACAGAAAGUUUACCUGGAAAAGGUGUUUGCGGUGGAAGACGAUGAAGAGAACACCGACAACGAUGAAGACACCCACAACGAACAGAAAGUUUACCUGGAAAAGGUGUUUGCGGUGGAAGACGAUGAAGAGAACACCGACAACGAUGAAGACACCUACAACGAAUGGAAAGUUUACCUGGAAAAGGUGUUUGCCGUGGAAGAUCAUGAAGAAAACACCGAUAAUGACGAUGACACCUGCAAUGAACAGAACGAUCUCCCGGAUAGGGUGUUUCCGGUGAAAGAUGAUGACUUUGCCGAGGCGGCGCACGAGGAUGAGGAAGCCUGUGAUGUCACUGCCGCCGAAGAGGAGGAAGCCUCUGAUGUUCCUGCCGCAGAAGAGGAAGAACCUACUGACGUCGCUGCUGCAGAAGAGGAGGAAGCCUCUGAUGUUCCUGCCGCAGAAGAGGAAGAACCUUCUGAUGUCGCAGCUGCAGAAGAGGAGGAAACCUUUGAUGUUCCUGCCGCAGAAGAGGAAGAACCCGCUGAUGUCGCUGCCGCAGAACAGGUGCAAACCUCUGAUGUUCCUGCCGCAGAAGAGGAGCAAGCCUGUGAUGUCGCUGCAACAGAAGAGGAGCAAGCCCCUGAUGUCGCUGCGACACAAGAGGAGGCACCCCAGCACGCAGAAGCCUCUCGGGGCGGUACAAGUGCCACAGACAGGGAGGUUUCCCCUCAGGGCCAGGCCCCAGCACCAGUGACCGUCCCUGCCGCCCCCGCCACAGCUUCCCUCGCCUACCGCAGCCUCACCGUGCCUCAGAGAUUCAUCUCCCGCAUCGCAGGACCCAGUGACCGCCAGCUGGAGGACCUGCGGCGGAGCCACGGCGUCAGCAUCGUGCGGGUCAGGCGAACCCUGCACAUCAAGGGCGAGAGGGACGCCGUCCUGCGGUGCCACCGCCACAUGCGAGACGAGAUCGCCGAGUGGCGAAGGCGCGAGGCCGCUGAGGCUGAGUAAGCGACUCACAGACUUACCUGUGACCCGUGACGGCCGCAUUAACACCCUGUUUCUUAGCAUUUCUUAUCAUAUCUUGU